UGUGGAUAUUAUGGCAAAGUCGUAUUUUAUAUUUUUAGAAUAUCUUAUGCAUAUGAAAAAGAGUGAUAUAAAUUCGGGUGUUAGCGUUAAAUUUUCUAAGGAAAAUUAUAUAAAUCUAAAUAAAAAUAAUGUUUAUAAUCCAUAUAUGGAUGCUAGGGACAGAUCAUAUCUUUCCUCUUGGGAUAAUGAUGCGUAUAUUAAUUAUGAUUAUAUCUUGGAGAAGAAAAAUGAAAAAUGUUUUGAUCAUGUACUAUCUUCGGCAUCCAUUCCUGACUAUUCAUUAAUUGAUUCGUUGGCAACUCCAUUUCUCAACUAUCCGGAACCAGAUACCUUUCUUGUUGAUAUUAAUCAGGUUUUUAAGCGAGAUGAGCAUUUUUUCCCACCAAAUGCUACAUUUAAUAUAACAGAUACAAAAAAUAUUCCAGAUGUAGCUAAUUUUACUGAAGAUUUAUACGUUGAACAUUCUCAUGAUAAUUCUUGCGAUUUUGAUAAAUUUAUUGUAGAUGAUCCUAGUAAUCUAAACAAUGAUUUGGAAAUCUCUUCGUUAGAUAACACGUCUGCAACUGAGAAAAAUGACACUAUUUCUUCUAGCACUAGGAAAAAUGUUUGUUUUAAUUGUGGUGUAAAUGAAACUCCAUUAUGGCGAAGAAGUCCUGAUAAAAAGUAUUUGUUAUGCAAUGCAUGUGGACUUUAUUUAAAACAGUAUAAAUAUAUGCGGCCUUUAGGAUUUCAUCGUAAGAAAUCAUCUAAUUCACAAAGAUCAUCUAUUAAAUUGGUUUGUGUAAAUUGCGAGGUUACUGAAACAUCUUUAUGGAGAAAAAAUGAGCUUGGAAAACCUAUCUGCAAUGCAUGUCGUCUUUAUGAAAAAAUGCAUAACACACAACGACCUGUCACUAUGCGAAAGGAAUAUGUGAUCCGUCGUAGACGCUAUAAAAAUCUUUUUGAGCAUAUUUGAAUAUUGCUUUAAUAUAGAUUACUGUUUUGCCAGCUUCCUUUAUAGU
Molecule: messenger RNA, 1001 nt
Organism: Pneumocystis carinii B80
Lineage: Eukaryota; Fungi; Ascomycota; Pneumocystomycetes; Pneumocystales; Pneumocystaceae
Exons: 2
Coding region: 11-955 (314 amino acids)
Biological process (GO): cell fate commitment; positive regulation of transcription by RNA polymerase II; negative regulation of transcription by RNA polymerase II
Molecular function (GO): zinc ion binding; DNA-binding transcription factor activity, RNA polymerase II-specific; RNA polymerase II cis-regulatory region sequence-specific DNA binding
Source: RefSeq, a predicted model, not a curated record